Ilyonectria robusta is the source of this 1758-nucleotide messenger RNA. RefSeq names its product HSF-type DNA-binding-domain-containing protein. The record is from RefSeq and is a predicted model, not a curated record. The coding region runs from base 1 to 1758 and encodes 585 amino acids. NCBI's taxonomy places the organism in Eukaryota, Fungi, Ascomycota, Sordariomycetes, Hypocreales, Nectriaceae. Gene Ontology annotation, molecular function: sequence-specific DNA binding; DNA-binding transcription factor activity. Gene Ontology annotation, biological process: regulation of DNA-templated transcription. The transcript is spliced from 5 exons.
AUGGCCACAGCCCACAUGGCCGUCAGGACUGAAACCCUUCCCUCACUGUCCUCAACUUCCACCUCCGUCAACGAGUCAAUGGGUGCUCGUAUCGUCCCAAUCCCAACACCGACCAUCAAGAUGUCUCCUCCAGCCUCUGGUGAUCCUAUGGAAAUUACCUCCCCCACGCCCUCGUCCACCAACCAGAACUCCGAUUCCGAUGCCAAUGGAAAAUCCAACGAUCGUCCCAAAAACUCGGCACUCGACCAGGUCCCAUCUUCGAACAUCACCAGCAACGGCUCCACCACGAUGGCCGCUCCGCCGCCCGCCGCCGCCGCCGCGGUGCAUCAACCCAAGAUCGUUCAGACCGCCUUUAUUCAUAAGCUCUACAACAUGCUGGAAGAUCCAAACAUCCAACACCUGAUAUCAUGGUCCGCAAGCGCCGAGAGCUUCGUGAUGUCACCCUCGGCCGAUUUUUCCAAAGUGUUAUCGCAAUAUUUCAAACACACCAACAUUUCCUCCUUUGUGAGGCAGCUUAACAUGUAUGGUUUCCAUAAAGAACGCGACGUCUUUCAUACCGGAAACCCCGAUACCACACUAUGGGAAUUCAAACACGGAAAUGGCAACUUCAAGCGUGGAGACCUGGUCGGCUUGCGGGAGAUCAAGCGCCGAGCCAGUCGCCAUGCGCUUGUCCAUCGCGAAAGCAACUACACGAAAUCAGCUACGUCGCAGCCAGGAACCCCUGCUGAACCUAUGCCUAUCCCCCAAGAUGGCCCAGAUGCGCGACUGAUCAACAUUGAGCACACGCUCUAUGAUCUGGGGUCCCGACUGCAGAGAAGCGAUGAAGCCGCCCAUUACAUGCAUGUCAAGAACCAAGCAGCAAUGGAAACCAUGGGCCGCCUGCUGCAUUUCAAUCAGGAGCUGUCAAGGGCUGUAUUGUCACUGGUCCCUACUGACAGCCCCAUCUCACGCGAUGUUAUCGCAUUGCAAAGCGAAAUGCAGAGACAAGCCGAGAUGAUCCGCUCACUCGACGAACCCCAAGAGCCUACCUACUCGCGGCAGCAAUAUUUCGCUGGUGUCGACAAUGCCCCAGUGUCCCCGAGACAACUCGCCCAAGACGACCAGCGACGAGGUAGUAAUCUGGCUGUUCCUCAGCCACGAGGCCAGAACUUCUACCGCCCACCAGUCCCAUCAAACCUAUCUAUCAGCACUCGACGACCGUAUGGGUCGAUUAGCGGCAACAGUACUACGCAGUCAUCGCCCUUGCGCACAGUGCCGCCGCCGCCGCCGCCCGCCGCCCCUCAUCCCCUCUCCAACGUGGAGCCUUCCCCCGCAAGUCUUGGUCGACGUCAUACGGCCGCUGACAUUCGCGCCCACGGAUGGCAGCCGGGACCGUCUCCCUUUGGCACUGGCGCACCCAGCACGCCAUGGCCUCCUUCUCCGAGCCGCGUUGCUCCCGAGGAGCAGCGCAUUAGGGACUCACUCUCAUCGUACUCUUUGCAGACUGCCUCCCACGUCCAUUCCCACUCACGACCAACAACGCCCCCGCCUCCAUUUGCCAAUGGCGGCAACGGUGGCGCUGAUACCUUUGGAAGUUGGUCUUGGAACUCGGCCGCGAAUCGCGACAACAAGAACCUGGCUGUCAGGGAUCACUCGGCGCCGCCGACGAGGAGGGGCAGUAUGGCACAUAUUCUCAACCCCAGUGACACUGCGGAACGCUCAGAUGAGGACGAAGACCCGAGAGGUGAGGACGACAGAAAACGAAAACGGGUGCAGUAA